Messenger RNA from Podarcis muralis (Common wall lizard), 1541 nucleotides. Its product is annotated as putative G-protein coupled receptor 21. Gene Ontology annotation, biological process: G protein-coupled receptor signaling pathway. NCBI's taxonomy places the organism in Eukaryota, Metazoa, Chordata, Lepidosauria, Squamata, Lacertidae. The record is from RefSeq and is a predicted model, not a curated record. Gene Ontology annotation, molecular function: G protein-coupled receptor activity. Gene Ontology annotation, cellular component: membrane.
CCCAAGAAGGACCCCCGAGUUAAAGAAGGUCUCCCCUGGCAGCAGGGCCCUUGCCCCAACAAUGGUGGCCCUCAGCAGUGGUGCGGCAGCUGCAUGGUGAAAACCAGCUUGAUCUGUGUUUUGGGGCUGCUGGCCCUGGUGGGCAAUGGGACCAUCAUCACAGUCAUUGCCUCCUCUGUGUCCGGCUGGAGUCACAGCACUCGCCUGGUGCUGUUGUCCUUGGCUGCGGCCGAUACCGCCCUGGCAGUGCUGGUGGUGCCCCUCAACCUCUACCGUAGCUUGGUGGUGGGGCCGAUGGCAGAAGAAGGGGAGGCGUCAUCCUGCCGGGCGGUGGCCUUCAUCAACUGCUGCAUUUUUGGGGCUUCCCUCUACUCCUUGGCAAGUGUCUCCCUGGAGCGCUAUGUGGCCAUUUUCUACCCUCUGCACUAUAGGCGCCUGCUGAGCCACAGGAGAGUGGUCCUCCUCAUCACCGCUGCCUGGCUCCUGCCGGUCCUUCUGCUGGUGCCGCUGGCUGUGCCGGGCCCGGGAGCCUUGCUCCAAGUUCGCUUCUCGUCCUCAGCCCUGCUGUGUGAACCAGACUACGGCUCAAACACCACCUACUCUCUCUUCAUAGCAGGCACCAUUUUCUGCCCUGCUGCUGGGACCAUCACCUUUGCCAACCUGUGUUUGUGGCGGGCAGCCCGCUCCCAGUGCCGGCGUGGGAAAGGUGGCAGGGCCCUUCCAGCGAAAGAGGCAGGGCCGAAGAUGCGCUGUGUGCUGCCGUUGGACGCUGCAGCCCGCAUCCUCCUGCCUGUCGUCAUCGCCUUCUAUGUCUGCUGGGUGCCCUGCAUCGUCACCAUGCUGUACAAUGCUAUCACCCACAAAAGAGUCCAUGGAUGGGUUGAGAUGGUGGCCUUGUGGCUCCCCAUAGGCAGCGGCUUCCUCAACUGCUUUGUCUACUUCUGGACCAACAGGAGCUUCCGGCACAAGUUCCAGAAGAUCGGGCAUAAGCUGUGCUGGCCCUGCUAUAAGGCCACAGAGGACCAACGGUGGCAGCGGCAGCAGCAACAGCAGCAGCAGCAGGAGCUCCCUACCGUCAGUGCGGCCGUGAGCAGCAUAACCUCCCCCUAAGGCUCCUCCUGCAACAUGAGUCUCCCAGCAUUAGCUUUUCCGAGAAGGCCAAGCCAAACUGUAACAAACCAACACCCAUCCAGGCUCUCCUUACUUAGUCUGGUUUGAGGAAACCUUGCUGCAGCAUGAAGGCCAUUCCUGGUGCUCAUCUGCAUGUAUCUUUUGGGAGAGACAUGGAUGCCUAAGCAGUUGGAAGGGCAGUUCUGGAAACAGCCAUGCCAGGAAGUGAUUCAAGAGAGGAAACUCAGUGUCUUACUUGGCUGGGUUUCCACUUGGGGGUUAUUUUUGUGACUGGCUGUGCUGAACUAGGCUCUAAGCUGAGGAGGCCAAGGAGCUGGGGACGAGUGCUGUGCCACACCACGCCCUGACGCGCCUGCUCCUACUUUUCAGAACUGCUUCGCCAAAACAUUGAGUGGUUUGCCCCCGCCCCC